This is a messenger RNA of Thunnus maccoyii (southern bluefin tuna), 2019 nucleotides long. It is a transcript of the gene rgra, whose product is annotated as retinal G protein coupled receptor a. Gene Ontology annotation, molecular function: G protein-coupled receptor activity. Gene Ontology annotation, cellular component: membrane. The transcript is spliced from 7 exons. The record is from RefSeq and is a predicted model, not a curated record. Gene Ontology annotation, biological process: phototransduction; G protein-coupled receptor signaling pathway; visual perception. Lineage: Eukaryota; Metazoa; Chordata; Actinopteri; Scombriformes; Scombridae. The coding region runs from base 894 to 1781 and encodes 295 amino acids.
AACAGAGUCCUGCCAUAUGGGACAAAGGAUUACAAAGAUACAGACCAACAUGGAUCCUCAGUAGUGUAUUUACACUAAUCACUUUGUUUCCUUAAUCAGUGAAUGGGCAGGGUUCCUGUGAUUAACUGAAAUUCAUCACAUACUUUUUUUUGUUUUAAACAUAAACUGUGCAUGAGCUGCAAAGCAUUGGUGUGCAUAUCAAACGCUGGCAAUCUGAGAAUAAUCAACCACUUAUUCUUAUCUUUUGCCUGCAGAUGAGAGCUCAAACCAUAUGCCUUAACUCUCAUUCACAAGCAUAUUUUAACACUGUAGCCUCUGGAUGUAACCUUGAAAUCAAACACUCAUGCUCAGCUUGCAGCAAAAACACAGAGCUCUAAGAAUAAAGGGAAUCCUUGUUGCAGUUAAUGAAUGGGGAUCUUUUGAUGUUACAGUUGGAGAGUUUUGUUUUCUCACUCAAUGUGAGUGCAGUUCUGAUUGGCAGGAGGCUGCAGCUUUACAGACACCUGUUGUGUCUCCUUAAAGCGACGCGGUGUUGCGGGCUGCAUCAAACGUAUCCAUCGUCUGACAUCAGCAGCGGCUGCAUCCUCACCGGGACACACAAGCAAAGACACAAAGGCUUGUUGUGUAACUAAUUGAGGGCUUUACUGUUGCGGUGGGCAAAUACGCAUUAAGGGUUACGGUUUGUGUGGUUAUGAUCAUUAAGACAUUCCUGCACGGAUUGGGGCGCGAGAGAGAGGGGGGCUUUACAUAAUAAAGUGCAUGCUUUUCACGUGAAAUGCCCCUUUAAAAGCUGGCUUCCUUCGGUCACACUGAGGCACAACGUAAACGAGCGGAUAGAGAGGAGUGAAAAGUGUGUGACAGCUGCACUUUUGUUGUGUCAAAUCGGCUUCAGGAUGGUCUCGUCUUACCCUUUACCGGAUGGCUUCUCCGAGUUCGAUGUGUUCUCCCUGGGAUCUUGUCUGCUGGUGGAGGGUCUCUUGGGCUUCUUUCUAAAUGCGGUGACAGUCGUCGCCUUCCUUAAAGUGAGAGAGCUGAGGACCCCCAGCAAUUUCCUAGUGUUCAGUUUAGCCUUGGCUGACAUGGGCAUCUCUAUGAACGCCACCAUCGCUGCUUUCUCCAGCUUCCUGAGGUAUUGGCCUUAUGGCUCUGACGGAUGCCAGACUCACGGUUUCCAGGGUUUCAUGACGGCUCUCGCCAGCAUCCACUUCAUAGCCGCUAUCGCCUGGGACAGAUACCACCAGUACUGCACCAGGACAAAGCUGCAGUGGAGCAGCGCCAUCACUCUGGCUAUAUUUAUCUGGCUCUUCACCGCCUUCUGGUCCGCCAUGCCUCUCAUUGGCUGGGGAGAGUACGACUACGAGCCCCUCAGAACCUGCUGCACUCUGGACUACAGCAAGGGAGACAGAAACUAUGUGUCCUACUUGAUCCCCAUGAGCAUCUUCAACAUGGCCAUCCAGGUGUUUGUUGUCAUGUCCUCCUACCAGUCCAUUGCACAGAAAUUUAAGAAGACUGGAAACCCCAGGUUUAACCCCAACACUCCUCUAAAGACUAUGCUGUUCUGCUGGGGUCCCUACGGUGUCCUGGCUUUCUACGCCGCUGUGGAGAAUGCCAACCUGGUCUCCCCUAAGCUCAGGAUGAUCGCUCCUAUCCUGGCUAAGACCUCUCCCACCUUUAACGUCUUCCUGUACGCUUUGGGAAAUGAGAACUACAGAGGAGGCAUCUGGCAGUUCCUCACCGGGGAAAAGAUUGAUGUGCCUCAAAUUGAGAACAAGUCCAAAUAAACUAAGCAUGCAAUAAUUGUACACACUUUCUGUCCUGGUGGUUUCUCACAGGUACCUAGAUGUUUCUGUUUGUGAGUGAGUGUACGUGCAUGUGUUGUGUCUUGAACAGUAGUAGUCAUUGUCCCUCGUACUGGAUUUGUUGUCCAUUGUUUCUGCAGUUGUAUUUCAUAAUGGAUUUUAUGAACAAAAAUUGAAUUGGCGUAUUGUAAAAAAAAAAAAAAAAAAAAAAAAAAGUAAA